AUGGAGCACCCUCCCGCUUCCAGGGGUGUGAUGCAAAAGCUCCUCACUGCUCUACUGGGACAGCGAGUCCCGAUUCCGCCUUUAGGUCCCAAUUAUCACCCGGAUAUGCAACAGACCCUCUCUUUUCUAUCCAAGAACACCCGUGCUAUCGUGAGUAACAUAAGCACUUUCAACAGUUUUCAACAACCUUUCGCAGCCUUUCCAGCUUUGAAUCUGAUGAGCCAAACUCUGCUGUUCAUUUUUCCAUUAAGGUUGUAUAAUAACUGA
Ascoidea rubescens DSM 1968 is the source of this 267-nucleotide messenger RNA. RefSeq lists its product as uncharacterized. NCBI's taxonomy places the organism in Eukaryota, Fungi, Ascomycota, Saccharomycetes, Ascoideales, Ascoideaceae. The record is from RefSeq and is a predicted model, not a curated record. The coding region runs from base 1 to 267 and encodes 88 amino acids. The transcript has a single exon.